AACGGAAGUCUACAUGAUAAACAAUCCAUGGCCAUUUAGCAUAAUAGCUGAGUGAGAAAUGAUACGGAGGAUUCAAGAGAAAGGAACAGCUUAACCUGCCUCGCAGGGUGUAGAGGAGUAGUCUCGUACAGCAAAACCGCAAGAAUAGACCUUAAAGGUUUUAGUUCAGCAUAGAUGUGGAACAGAUUCUUCCCCCGUGUGAAUGGCUGAAAUCGCGGUCACGUUUACGUUCUAAGCGUGGCGAGGAAACUGCACGUGCCUCGGGCCUUGGAAAGGGGAAAAAACAACAAAAAAGGAAGUAGAAUGCCUCGUAAAGGACGGAAAAGGAAGGCAGCUGCCCCUGCAGUAAAAGCUGCAAAGUCCAAUGGGGCUGACCAGUCUCCCAAGAAACUGAAGAAGAGUGAGGGAUAUGGCCCUCAUGUGGUGAUUGAACACUGUAAAAGCUGACGCGUUUAUGGGCGCCAUGCUGAUGCUGUUGGCCAAGCCUUGCACCAGGCAUUUCCUGACCUCACCAUGGAGAUCAACCCCAAGAAGCCACGCAGAAAUAGCUUUGAGGUGGUUCUACUGAAAGGGGAUGGCACAAAGGUGGAGUUAUGGAGCGGCCUUAACAAGGGGCCACCACGCAAGCUAAAGUUUCCAGAACCAAACAAGGUGGUUGAAAGUCUGAAGGGCAGCUUUGAAUAAUGAACAGGAUUGUCAAAGGACAUCAUCCCCUGUGAGUUGGAGCAUUUAUGAUGGGGUAUGACUAAAUGGGGUAAAUUGCAAACCUCAGUCAUUUCUCUGAAGUCGUUGCUCUUCCUUCACAAACAAGAUGUUCCAGAUAAUGCUGUUUCCCAUCUUCUUACUUUCAGGUCUUUUUGCUUGAGAAAUUUUCAAUAAAGUUCAACUUUGUAAUGUAAUGAUA
Molecule: messenger RNA, 904 nt
Organism: Eublepharis macularius
Lineage: Eukaryota; Metazoa; Chordata; Lepidosauria; Squamata; Eublepharidae
Gene: SELENOH
Product: selenoprotein H
Exons: 6
Cellular component (GO): Golgi apparatus
Source: RefSeq, a predicted model, not a curated record